AUGUCUAGACUAUAUCCACUUUUAAUAACAAUUACUAUUGUCGCAUCUUCGACAAUUACAUUAAAUAAUCCCAUUCAGGUUGAUUAUCACAAAGAAAAAUUAAAUCAAUAUUUCAUAGAUCAUAAUAGUUAAAUAUGGUUUGAAUUUGUAAAGUCAAUAGAAAUACUUAACCCAAAAACUACUAUUUGUUAAGUGAUGCCAUAUUAAUUUGAAAAAAUCAAUCCAAUCUCCAUUUAAUUUGAUAAUAUUACCUCAUCUUUAUUUGAUAAUGAAUAAAAAACUCUAUUUGUAUUAGAGUAGAAGUAGCUUACUGUGAUUGAGAUUACUUUUACAAACUUUUCAUUGAGCACAUAUCACUAUAGGAUAGGUGAAACUAAUUAUAUAAAUAAAAUUGAAAUGACUUCCCACCAGAUUUCUAAUGGAAUAGAUUUAGCAUAAAUAGAGGAUAAUUUUAUUUUAAUUUUAGAUGAUUAGUAAAAACUUAUUCUUUUUGAUAAAGUUACUAAGAAUUUUGAAGAUAUUUAAUCAUUUUAAUCUUAACCUAUUUGGAUUACAAGUGCUAAUGGGUUUUUAUUUGUGGGAUUUGAAGAUAAAUUGAUUUAAUAUAAAUUAGAUUAAAGAAAAUUAAUAUAAAUAAAACAGCUAGAAUUAAAUUUGGCUAACAGUUCUAUUCUAAAGAUGUAAUAAAGUUCUAUUUUCAUAUCAUUUCCAUUUUAUAAGGUUAUUAAAGUUACAUACAAUUAAAAUGUAUUAUAGGUGGAAGAUUACUUAACUUAGAAUAUGGAAAUCGUGAGCUUGGAAAUAUAAGGCCAAAAUAUUUCAUAUUUAACAAAAGAUUAUGUGUAUUUAAAUUCUGGAAAAAAAUUAUUUGAGUAAUAUGAUAAACUGUUUCAAUUCGUUGACUUAGUAAUUUUGAUUUCAAAUAAAGGAAUCAUUAAAGUGAUAUCUGAAUUUAUUGAUGAAUUAUCAACUCCCCUGUACAUUAAACAUUAGAAUGUCAGUAAUGUACAUAUAAUGAACAACUUUGGAAUUAAUUAUCACCUAAUUACAGAGUCCCAAAAUCUCAUUAUGAUCAAUGAAAUCUCUCUUACUGAAUCUUUUAUUUAAUGUGAUGAUAGAAUAGGAGAUAAUUAAGAAGCUGUAUCUUUUAUUGCAUUAGCAGACGGUUGCCAAGAUAGAAGGACUAUAUCUUAGCCAUCAAGCUGUAAAAUUUAAGGAAAAAUUCAAUUUAACUAUAUUUCUACUAUAUAUUCGAAGUAUUCAGAUCUAAUUUAUUUGAUGAUUAUACUACUAAUUUCAGCUUCUUUCUUGAUUUUAUUAGCCAUUUUUUAUACUAGAAAGUACCAGAAAGAGGCAGAACAAUAUAAUAUAGUAAAUUAAUAAGACAUUCUAAAAGUGGACCAAUCAAAAGAUUAAAUAAAUUAAGAAUUUUGA
This is a messenger RNA of Paramecium tetraurelia, 1434 nucleotides long. RefSeq lists its product as uncharacterized. The record is from RefSeq and is a predicted model, not a curated record. Lineage: Eukaryota; Ciliophora; Oligohymenophorea; Peniculida; Parameciidae. The transcript has 3 exons.